CCCUGUCUUUGGUCAAUAUACGUCGUUGAGACCCGGAGUGGCACCGUAGCGUUAUAGGUACAAGGAAGGCAGAUACGCGCUGCGUAAAUACCCAAAUUUGGAGUCUUUUAUACGUGUGAUGGCUUCCCUACCACGCGUAUCUGCGCUCAUGAGAGCAAGCGCACCGCUCGUCAGGCAAGUGCGCAUGUCCUCCUCGGGUGGUGAGCCAGGCUCUGGUGCUGGCCAGGGUGGUGGCACUGGUGGCUCCAUUCGGGAUGCUGGUGGUGCUUUUGGCAAGAUGGAGUUUGCUCACGAGGAGCAGUAUUUCCGGAAAAUGCAAGAGGAGCAGCUGCGCAAACUGAAAAAGCACCUGCACGAGGAGGUGUCUCACCACGAGGCGGAGAUCGCACGCCACCAGGAGGCCAUCGACCGGCACCGGAACCGGAUCAGCAGCCUGGAGAAGCAGAAGGAGCAGAAGUGAUCGGCCGGGGCCCGGUCUGGCCGCGGCCCUGCCGCGUAGUGGGUCCCCGAGCAGGGUGUGUAACGAGUCGGGAAUAUCGCAGCAUAUGUGUUAAUAAAGGUACGUAAUUUUA
Pollicipes pollicipes is the source of this 572-nucleotide messenger RNA. RefSeq names its product ATPase inhibitor mai-2, mitochondrial. The transcript has 3 exons. Gene Ontology annotation, biological process: negative regulation of ATP-dependent activity. The coding region runs from base 119 to 460 and encodes 113 amino acids. Gene Ontology annotation, cellular component: mitochondrion. Lineage: Eukaryota; Metazoa; Arthropoda; Thecostraca; Pollicipedomorpha; Pollicipedidae. The record is from RefSeq and is a predicted model, not a curated record. Gene Ontology annotation, molecular function: ATPase inhibitor activity.